GAGAGGGCGGGGUGGACACUGGGCUUCUGUGUGCCCGCCGCAGCCGUUGGUUGGCGGGCGCCCAAUCUCGGGGCAUGCCGCCGGAGCCUGGCCAGGACGCACCGUGAAAGACCAGUUUGGGGGAAGGCUUGACCCCCGGCGGCCCACAGAAGCCGGCGUCGGGAGCCCAGGCGGCGGGGCCGCUGCGAUCGGGCUCGCAGCGCUGCAGCUGCGGGAGCCGCCGGCACCCCACCCCCUGCCCAGGUUCAGAGGGACUGAGGAGGAGGCAUGGCCUCGGUGUUCAUGUGCGGAGUGGAGGACCUGCUGUUCAGCGGCAGCCGCUUCGUGUGGAACCUGACCGUGUCCACGCUGCGGAGAUGGUACACAGAGAGGCUGCGGGCUUGCCACCAGGUGCUGCGGACGUGGUGCGGACUGCGGGACGUGUACCAGAUGACAGAAGGCAGGCACUGCCAGGUGCACCUCCUGGAUGACAGGAGCUUGGAGCUGCUGGUUCAGCCCAAACUUUUAUCAAGAGAGUUGCUGGACCUCGUGGCUUCGCAUUUCAACCUGAGAAAGGAGUAUUUUGGAAUCACGUUUACAGAUGACACAGGUCAGCAGAACUGGCUACAGUUAGACCACCGAGUUCUUGACCACGAUUUGCCCAAGAAACCAGGCCCAACCGUUUUGCACUUUUCUGUGAGGUUUUACAUUGAGAGCAUAUCGUUCCUGAAGGAUAAAACCACCGUGGAGCUGUUUUUCCUGAAUGCAAAGGCCUGUGUGCACAAGGGGCAAAUCGAAGUAGACAGCGAAACUAUCUUCAGGUUAGCGGCGCUUAUUUUACAGGAAGCCAAAGGGAUUACACCAGGAGGCCUCCAUGGAUCCUUGCUGUCCCUGAUAGAAGGCAGUGAGGACAGCAGGCAGUGGACUCUACCAUGUGAUGAAAAUGCCAGGAAAGAUUUAAAGACAUUACCAGCCUUUCCAACCAAAACUCUGCAGGAGCACCCCUCCCUUGCCUACUGUGAGGACAGGGUAAUUGAGCAUUAUUUGAAAAUCAGAGGUCUGACUCGGGGUCAAGCUGUGGUUCAGUAUAUGAAAAUAGUAGAAGCUCUACCGACCUAUGGAGUCCAUUAUUAUGCAGUAAAGGAUAAACAAGGACUUCCUUGGUGGCUUGGAAUCAGCUAUAAAGGAAUUGGCCAGUAUGAUUUGCAAGAUAAGGUGAAACCUCGGAAAUUAUUCCAGUGGAAACAGCUGGAGAACUUAUAUUUCCGUGAGAAAAAGUUUGCUGUUGAAGUUCACGAUCCGCGGAGGAUUUCGGUAUCCAGAAGAACCUUUGGGCAAAGUGGCCUCUUUGUGCAAACGUGGUAUGCGAACUCUUCUCUCAUCAAGUCCAUCUGGGUAAUGGCAAUUAGUCAGCAUCAGUUUUACUUGGACCGGAAGCAAAGCAAAGCAAAAAUUCCUUCAGCCAGGAGUUUAGACGAUAUUGCAAUGGAUUUGACUGAGACGGGAACACCAAGGGUCUCCAAAAUGGUGACACUAGAGGCAAAAAGUCAGUUCAUCAUGGCAAGCAACGGCAGUUUAAUCUCCUCAGGUUCUCAAGACUCGGAAGUCAAUGAGGAGCAAAAGAGAGAGAAAAUCCUUGAACUCAAGAAGAAGGAAAAGCUGUUGCAAGAAAAACUUCUGAAAAAAGUUGAAGAACUUAAGAAGAUCUGUUUGCGGGAGGCUGAGCUCACAGGCAAAAUGCCAAAGGAGUAUCCACUGAACGUAGGUGAGAAAGCUCCUCACGUCAGAAGGCGUGUAGGUACCGCAUUCAAAUUAGAUGACAACUUCCUGCCGAGUGAAGAGGACCCUGCUUUGCAAGAACUGGAGAGCAAUUUCCUAAUACAGCAAAAGCUGGUUGAAGCUGCAAAGAAACUUGCCAACGAGCCAGAUCUUUGUAAAACUGUGAAGAAAAAACGAAAGCAAGAUUACACGGAUGCAGUGAAAAAGCUUCAGGAGAUUGAAAAUGCAAUAAAUGAAUACCGAAUUAGAUGUGGAAAGAAACCCAGCCAGAAAGCAACAGUUAUCGUACCAGAAGACAUAAUCCCAUCAGAAAGUAGCUCCUUGUCUGACACUACCACCUAUGAUGACCCCAAUGACACCUGUACUCUUGCUGGGCAGCAAUCAAGUUCAGUACCUCAUUCUCCAAGAAUUCUUCCUCCCAAGUCUCUCGGGAUUGAGACAAUCCAUUUCAGAAAGUCGUCCAUCAAUGAACAAUUUGUGGAUACCAGACAGUGCAGAGAAAUGCUGUCGACACACAGCAGUCCUUACAAAACUCUGGAGAGGCGGCCCCAGGGAGGGCGAAGCGUGCCCACCACACCUGUUCUCACCCGGAACGCCUACAGCAGCAGCCACUUGCAACCCGAAUCUUCAUCUCAGCACUGCCGCCAGCGGAGUGGAAGCCUUGAGUCCCAGUCUCAUCUGCUCUCUGAGAUGGACCACGAUAAGCCAUUUCCCUCCCUCUCCAAAUCCCAAAGAAGCAGCAGCACAGAAAUCCUGGAUGACGGGUCUUCCUAUACCAGCCAGUCAAGCACAGAGUAUUACUGCGUGACACCCGUGGCCGGCCCCUGUUACACCACCCAAACUCUGGACACUCGCUCCAGGGGUCGGAGAAGGUCCAAGAAACAGAACGUUUCGACUUCAAAUUCAGGAAGCAUGCCCAACCUAGCACAAAAGGAUAGUGUGAGGAAUGGCGUCUACUCAAAGAGUCAGGAGCAACCUUCUUCCAAUUACUACACUGCCGGGUACACGCCAUAUGCAGAGUGUGAUCUCUAUUACAGCGGUGGCUACGUGUACGAGAAUGACACUGAAGGACAGUACAGUGUCAAUCCUUCCUACCGGUCCUCCGCCCACUAUGGAUAUGACCACCCAAGGGACUACAGCAGGUCGUGUCAUGAAGACGAGGUCGAGCGGGUGCCCCAUAACCCGUAUGCAACUCUCCGGCUGUCGAGGAAGGCUGCUGCCAAGUCAGAGCACAUCACCAAGAACAUCCACAAGGCCUUAGUGGCAGAGCACCUGCGUGGCUGGUACCAGCGGGCCUCUGGGCAAAAGGAACAGGGCCACAGCACACAGACUAGCUUUGAUUCGGACAGGGGAUCACAGAGAAGCCUGGGCUUUGCCGGGCUGCAGGUACCCUGUUCUCCAAGCAGCCGAGCGUCUUCCUACUCUUCAGUGUCUUCUACAAAUGCUUCCGGGAACUGGAGGACCCAGAUAACUAUAGGGCUAUCUGAAUACGAGACCCCGGCACAUUCUUCCUACACCAGCUGCUAUGGCAACAUCUAUAAUCCUUUGCCCUCUCCAGGCAGACCAUACACAGAGACCGGUCAACUGGACAAUACAGAUGGAAACCGGCUGGAAGACAGCCUGGAGAAUAGUGAGCAGAGGCUCUUUUGGCAUGAAGACUCAAAGCCUGGAACAUUAGUCUGAACUGCAGUUGAGCCUCUUGACCGAGCACUGCAUUCUCACACUAGUGUGCCUUGCAAAAUGUGUUCGUCUUCCCAGAAGGCUGUUGGCUGUAGAAACCUAAAGGCAUCCAAGGUGGAAGAGAGGACUCCCGUGGCCCCAGAAGUGAAUCACACACUAAGCCGCACAAAACCCCUGAACAGCAACCCACCCUUCCAAGUCUAGGUGCUAACCUAACAGAGCAAGGUCAAGACCACAUAUGAACCAUUGCCAAGGAGGACUCAGCCUUUACCAAGAGCAAGCACUUUUUAAGAGAACAAAAGUUGUUGAAGGCAGACCUCAAAACUGUGAAAAGUGCGUUCAGGGUCUCCAAAAGGAAAGAAGGACCGGGGAAAUUUCAGAGCACAAUUCAGAAUGAUGAGAGAAGGGAAGCCAGAAGCUCCUUAGUCACUGCUCACCAUCGGAAAGUUUGAAUUUGUGAGCUGGCGAAGAAUUACAUACUCUGUCUACCGGGACAUGAACAAUUUAGACAGUAUUAGAAAAUUACUUGAAGAGAAGCUGGAUUUUUCAUGAAGUUCUAAAUGAGUGUAAAUGUUUUUAGGCUAUUAUCAAGAGUGAUGGUUUUCAUAAGCACCAUAAAAUGGGUUCUGGAAAGACUUAUGGCUGUAGCAUCCUGUAAUAUAACUUCAUGGUAGCAGAUUGGGGAAAAAUGAAGCAGCCCACUGAGUAACUGACAAACUCUGCUUGGAGAAUUUUCUAAGGUACACUAUCAUUGAGUUCCUUUUUUUCUUUCUACUCCAAUGACAUGAUGAACUAUUGUUCAGGCUGGUAACUCUCCAACGCAGCUGUCAUUGCAAUGGCAGAGUUGAUCUGGAAAGUUUUUAUAACCAAGAGUUUGAAAAAGUAUUUUAAGGUGAUACAGCAAGAACCCAACACAAUAUAAAGAAAAAAAACCACGAACACCACAUCAUUUUAGAUGAAUUGCGUGCCUUAAAAUUGUGAACAUUUGAAAAGUAAGCAUAUUGUCUGGAUUCCCCAGGUAGUUCUAAGUCACCAAGUGACAAAAGCAAGAUUAGUCAUUAAAAACAAAAACGAAAACCUUCCAAGCUGCCGUAAAUUUAAUUAUGAGGCUAAAGCUACCUCAUACUUUCCUUGGAAGAAUUAAUUCGCUAUGGUUUAUCGUUGGAUGUUUUGGGUUGUUGUUGGUUUUUUUUUAACAAAUAUUUCCGUAUUCUACAUGGAUCUUUUUUUUUUCAUCUUUACUCUGCUUCAGAAUUCCGUAAAAGGUGCUCCUUCCCCCUCUUUUAUACCGUUUUCUUGUUCAUAUUGUGAAUAGAGAAGUUUCUGAACAACUUUUGGGGAACAUUUUCUAUCUAUAUUCCAAAGCAUGUAAUAUAUACAUAAAGUUGAUUUGUUAAACUGGUCCUUAGUCAUUUGUAUCAUUGAAAAUGAAGUUUGGGAGAAAAAAAUUUGGAAAACAAAAAGACGUGCAAAAAAAUAACUUAUUCCUUUUUGCAUAUUUGUAUAGCCUUCUAGAAACAGAUAUACCCUUUUGCAUAUUCUUUUACUGUUCUGACUUUUUUAGACCUAUUAUUUUUUUUACAUAGGUCAAUAAAUGAAAGGUGUGCUACUGAAAA
This is a messenger RNA of Balaenoptera musculus (blue whale), 5054 nucleotides long. RefSeq names its product FERM domain containing 4B (gene FRMD4B). The record is from RefSeq and is a predicted model, not a curated record. Gene Ontology annotation, cellular component: adherens junction; bicellular tight junction; cytoskeleton. Lineage: Eukaryota; Metazoa; Chordata; Mammalia; Artiodactyla; Balaenopteridae. Gene Ontology annotation, biological process: establishment of epithelial cell polarity.